UUCCGCAAGUUAUUAAAAAUACACGUGUACAAUACACCCAAUACAAGUUAAAGCCAAAUCGUUCUAAUCUUGAGUUGCUGCCUCAGUUUUUAGCUCCUCUUCUCGAAAUAGCGGAGAAUAUAAUUCUCUUUGUUUCAAUUGCUGGGGUUGCGUAAACUUAGUUUCAAAUGUACACACUGUACUAUGGUAACGAUCUGCUACAGAUUACUGUAGAUUCCAGCAUUGUGUGUGAAAUUCCAUCCGCAAUUAAAAUAUGGAAGGGCCUUGCUCCAGAAGACUACUACAUCACUCAAUGUGGCCGGCGACUUGAUGCAUGGCACAACUUGCGCAGCAGUGUUCCUUUACGGAUCAACGAAAGGCUUACCGGUGGCAAGGGAGGUUUUGGUUCGAUGCUGCGUGCAAUCGGAGCACAGAUUGAAAAAACCACCAAUCGCGACGCAUGUCGUGAUUUGAGUGGGCGCCGUUUGCGUGACAUCAAUGAGGAAGAGCGACUGAAGGCGUGUACGGCGAAACAGCAGUAUUCUUCAAAGAAUGAUCACAACAAAAUUCUUAGCCAAAUCGAGAAACUUACCAAUUCCAAACCAAAUGUUGAGGAUCAACAGCACCAACGUGGCAGCAUUUACGGGGUUGAUAUUGCGGAAGAGGCUAUAAAUGAAGGAUUGGGAAAAGCAAGCAAAAGAAAACGCAGUGCCGCAAACAGAGGUAACGCUAAAAGAGGCCGUGAUUGUGCGUGGAUUGGGAUGGAACAUAUUUCUUCAGGAAGUGAGACAGAUUCUUAACCGGGUUAAAUAAUAACCAAUGUUCUGCGUCCGA
Anopheles bellator is the source of this 813-nucleotide messenger RNA. RefSeq names its product splicing regulator SDE2-like. Lineage: Eukaryota; Metazoa; Arthropoda; Insecta; Diptera; Culicidae. The coding region runs from base 168 to 779 and encodes 203 amino acids. Gene Ontology annotation, cellular component: nucleus. The transcript is spliced from 2 exons. The record is from RefSeq and is a predicted model, not a curated record.